AUGUGGAAUUCAGAGGAGUCUAACGUUGCAGAAUCUGUCCUGGGUAUCCGCUGGUUACCACAAUCAGAUGAACUGACCUUCUCCGCUUACAUGCCUGGUACAGAGAAGGGUUUGUUAGACGGUUCAGUUAGUCCUACGAAGCGCCAGAUCUUGAAGACGGUUAUGAGCCUGUACGACCCACUUGGAUUUCUCGCCACGUACGUGAUUCAAGGGAAAAUCAUCAUUCAAGACUUGUGGCGAGCCAACUGUGACUGGGAUGACUUGAUAGAUGACGGGAUUUUCGGAGAUUGGAAGCGUUGGAUAAACUUGUUGCCAAAGCUGAACGAUGUCCGUAUUCCAAGGUCGUAUUUUGGAGACGCUGUUCCAGAAGACUGCCAGCCACUGCAACUUCACACGUUCGUCGACGGAAGCAGCACUGCAUACGCCUGCGUAGUGUAUAUUUGCUUUAUCUAUGCUGGUCAGCCGCAUUGUGCGCUGAUAGGAGCGAAAGCCAAGGUCGCUCCAAUCAAAACACUAUCAAUCCCAAGGCUCGAAUUGCAAGCUGCCAUCCUGGGAACCCGGCUAGCACAGUCGAUUUUGGAGAAUCAUCAGCUUCCUAUUCAUCAACAGUUCUACUGGACCGAUUCAUCGACGGUCCUUCAUUGGAUCAACUCCGAUUUCCGCAGGUAUCGACCGUACGUUGCUUGCAGAAUUGGAGAGAUUUUGACAUCGACCAACCCAAGCGAAUGGAAGAAAGUACCAACGAUGCAGAAUGUAGCGGAUAAGGCAACGAAGUGGGGCAACGGGCCGUGCUUUGAUCCUGAAGAUCCAUGGUAUCGAGGACCACAGUUCCUAUGGGGUCCAGAGGAGUUUUGGCCAGAACAAAAUUGGAAAGGAACAGAUGCAGCAGAAGAACUUCGCCCGGUACUCGUUAACCGACGGGUGAAAAUAGAGCCUGUGAUCGAUGUGAAACGUUUUUCGAGAUGGAAAAAACUGCAGCGAACCGUUGCGUACGUUCUCAAAUUCGGAGGAGUGAUGAGCGAAGAUACGUCGUUGGAAACACCGAUAAAUUCAGAACUUCUGUGCAAAGCGGAAGUGAACCUGUGGAAGAUGGUUCAGCUGGAGACGUUUCCUGAGGAGUUAGCUGUGUUGCAAAGUCGACAUUCUACGAAGCCUUCAAGGGCGGUGCCGGUAUCGAGCCCGUUGUAUAAAUUGUCAGCUUUCAUCGAUGAAGAGGGAUUGGUGCGAAUGGAUGGUCGUAUCGGCGCCGACCCCAACCUGCCGAUCGAAGCUAAGUAUCCCGUUAUACUAGCUCCGAACCAUCCAGUAACCUUUCUCUUCGUAGAUUUCUACCACCGUCGAUGUCACCACCGUAGCCUGGAGACGGUAGUCAAUGAGCUUCGUCAACUGGUCUACAUUCCAGGUCUACGAAACCUGGUCCGCAAAGUCACCGCUAGAUGUCAGAUGUGCAAGGUUUACAACGCAUCGCUGGGUUUGCCACUACCGCGGGCCAGGCUGGAAGCAUUUCUUCGUCCGUUCACUUACACCGGGCUGGACUACUUCGGGCCAGUGACAGUCAAAGUUGGUCGCAAACACGCUAAGAGAUGGGUUACCUUGUUCACGUGCCUGACAACUCGAGCGAUACAUUUGGAGGUGGCACAUUGCUUGUCUUCGAUGUCCUGCAAGAUGUGCAUCAGUAGAUUCAUUGCUAGAAGAGGUGCCCUAUCCGAGAUAUGCUCUGAUAACGGCACCAACUUCCGCGGUGCCACGAAUGAGCUACAAGACCAAACCCAGCAGUGCGCCGAAACCUUCGCCAAUACCACGACCAAAUGGUAUUUUAAUCCUCCAGCCGCACCCCACAUGGGUGGGGUGUGGGAACGACUUGUGCGAUCGGUCAAGGUCGCUAUAGAAACAAUGACCUCCGCACCAAGAGUACCCGACGAUGAAACCUUCGAGACAAUCAUCCUAGAGGCCGAGAGUAUGAUCAACUCAAGACCUUUGACAUACAUCUCGCUGGACAACGCCGGCCAAGAAGCGCUGACACCCAAUCAUUUUCUUUUGGGUAGCUCAAAUGCAGUUAAGCAACUGCCUAAGGAACCUACGAAGGCCACCGAUUGUCUACGCAGCAGCUGGAACCUGGCACAACACAUUCUGGAUGGAUUUUGGAAAAGAUGGUUGCGCAAAUACCUUCCAACGAUGCCCAGGCGAACCAAAUGGUUCCGAGACACUAAACCAAUUGAAGUGGGUGACUUGGUUUUCGUUGCCAAUGAGAACAAGAGAAAUACCUGGAUUCGAGGUCAGAUCGUCAAGGUUAUUCGUGGAAAAGAUGGUGUUACCAGACAGGCUCUGGUUCGUACGGAAGCGGGAGUCAUCCGACGUCCGGCAGUGAAGCUCGCCGUCAUCGAGGUAGCUGAAGAUGGUAAGGUCGAGGCUAGUGGACAGGACCAAACUCAACCUUACGGACCGGGGAAUGUUGGUACUGCUACGAGCUAUCCGCAGUCCCCUUGA
Molecule: messenger RNA, 2487 nt
Organism: Ochlerotatus camptorhynchus
Lineage: Eukaryota; Metazoa; Arthropoda; Insecta; Diptera; Culicidae
Exons: 1
Coding region: 1-2487 (828 amino acids)
Biological process (GO): DNA integration
Molecular function (GO): nucleic acid binding
Source: RefSeq, a predicted model, not a curated record